Messenger RNA from Melozone crissalis (California towhee), 4614 nucleotides. RefSeq names its product synaptotagmin 10 (gene SYT10). Gene Ontology annotation, cellular component: membrane. Lineage: Eukaryota; Metazoa; Chordata; Aves; Passeriformes; Passerellidae. Gene Ontology annotation, biological process: cellular response to calcium ion; regulation of calcium ion-dependent exocytosis; calcium-ion regulated exocytosis. The coding region runs from base 41 to 1609 and encodes 522 amino acids. Gene Ontology annotation, molecular function: clathrin binding; syntaxin binding; calcium-dependent phospholipid binding. The transcript is spliced from 7 exons. The record is from RefSeq and is a predicted model, not a curated record.
CGCUCCGGCCAUGGCCUAGCGGCGGCGGCCGGGGCGCAAGAUGAGUUUCCCGGCGGAGGACGGCGUGGGCAGCCUCUGCCACAAGGCGCUGCAGAUCAUCUCGGAGCUGUGCCUGGGCGGGCAGGUGGAGCGGGAGAAGUGCGCCGGCAUCUUCCCCCUGGAGAGCGCCCGGCAGGGCAUCGGCGGCACAGAUGUCUCAGUCAGUCUCUUAGCCGUGGUUGUCAGCUUCUGCGGGCUCGCCCUGCUGGUGGUCUCGCUUUUUGUCUUUUGGAAGCUGUGCUGGCCCUGCUGGAGGAGCAAACCCCUCACCUCCAGCACCAGCAAUGUCCCACAGAGCAACUCCAGCGCUCCCACGGAGGUUUUGGAGAACAGCGAGAAAAAGGAAGUCAAAGAAAAUGGGAAAGCUACGACCAAGGUGCUCGAGGCAGCGCUGAAGAUCAGCCACACUUCCCCUGAUAUCCCAGCAGAGGUGCAGAACGCGCUGAAGGAGCACCUGAUCAGACAUGCCAGGAUGCAGAGGCAGAUCACAGAGCCCACAUCCUCAUCGAGGCACAAUUCCUUCAGGAGGCACUUGCCAAGGCAGAUGCAGGUGUCCAGUGUUGAUUUUAACAUGGGGACAGACCCAGUUUUGCAGAGGGGAGAGACCACAACCAGCAUUGGGAGAAUAAAACCAGAACUCUACAAACAGAAGUCUGUGGAUUCUGAUGGGCAACAGGAAGAUGUGAAAACAUGUGGAAAACUAAACUUCACUCUGCGGUACGAUUAUGAGAAUGAACUUCUGGCUGUCACAAUUGUCAAAGCCUUAGAUCUGCCUGCUAAAGACUUCGCAGGAACAUCUGACCCCUACGUGAAGAUUUAUCUGCUUCCAGAUAGGAAAAAGAAGUUUCAGACCCGAGUUCACAGAAAGACAUUAAAUCCAGUCUUUGAUGAAACCUUUCAGUUUCCUGUAGCCUAUGAUCAACUCAGCAACAGGAAAUUGCAUUUCAGUGUUUAUGAUUUUGACAGAUUUUCUAGACAUGACAUGAUUGGGGAAGUUAUUCUUGAUAACCUUUUUGAAGUCUCAGAUCUCUCCAGGGAAGCCAAUGUAUGGAAAGACAUCCACUGUGCCACCACAGAAAGCAUAGAUUUGGGUGAGAUCAUGUUUUCCCUUUGUUAUUUGCCUACUGCUGGGAGAAUGACUUUGACAGUCAUCAAAUGUCGGAAUCUCAAAGCGAUGGAUAUAACUGGUGCAUCAGAUCCGUACGUCAAAGUGUCGCUGAUGUGCGAGGGACGGAGGCUGAAAAAGAGGAAAACAACCACAAAGAAGAACACACUGAAUCCUGUUUAUAAUGAGGCCAUCAUCUUUGAUAUCCCUCCAGAGAACGUGGACCAGGUCAGCCUCUCCAUUGCAGUGAUGGAUUAUGACAGAGUAGGGCACAAUGAGGUCAUCGGAGUAUGCCGGACAGGAAUUGAUGCCGAAGGCCUUGGAAGAGAUCACUGGAAUGAAAUGUUGGCUUACCCACGUAAACCAAUAACUCACUGGCACCCACUACUAGAGCUACCUGGCCGAGCAACCAGUUUUGACAGCCAGGGAUCCUGUUCCUCACCCAAACCACCGCUCACGCCCUAGGAGCCAGAAUGGAUCCAUCCUGCUCAGUGUCCAAAGCUCCCCCCUAGCUCACAUCUACAUCAACAGAAGGUUUGCAUUCUGCAGAUGAACUGUAUCCAUAUUUUUUUAUCAAAAUGCAUCUUUCCUAUUGUAAGUCUUAUAUGACAGUUUAUAAUAAUUUGUUAAAGCGUGAAUGAAGUUGACUCGAGUCAAAUAUAACCCUUCCUUGUGCAAAUCCAUUCACCUGUUUUAUCUCUGGCAUGUAUCCAGGGUCAUAUUCAAGCAGUGGUUUGAUGAGGCCUGUGUCUUUUCAGAGGCAAAGAAACCAGAAAAAAAGAUCCCUUAAGUAAUUCAAAACUACUGCACAUUUUAACACCUAAUUCUUUUGAGUAAAUAGUCAUAUACAGCUCAUGUAGUAAAUUCCAUCUAAAUUGCACUAAAUUCUCUAUGACUUUGCAAGACAGCACUUCAAACUGAAUGUUGCAUGAAAAAAACCAAGUGUUGUCAUGUUUUGAGUAGCUGGAAGAUCCGUUCAUUCCUUGGGCAGGGAGGAAGGGCUGAUUUAAAGCCCACUGGAGCCAAUGAGGCAGAUCUACUGACUUCAGUGGGUUUUAGUGCAGCCCUUCUGAAACAGGCAUGAGAACUGGAUCUAUGCAGUUACAACCUUCCAGCGCUCAUGAUGACAGCUGCAUCUCCACACAAGUCAAACUGCAGAGGAGAGAAUGCUCAGACAUAAAGGAAUUGAUUUAAUGUGAUUUAUCUCUUCACAAAAUUGACCAAAUAUUGCAGUUCCCCACGACAUUUCUGUGAUUCUUGAUUUAAUGUGACAGACUUAGAUUUCUUUGAAGUUAUUUUGACUGAGUGCACAGCACACAUGGAAUUUAGUUUCUGGUUGCUGGCUGGAUGCCUCUAGACACAUAUGCUAAAUAUGAAUUUGAGAUGUGUUUUCUGUCAGUCUGUGGAGAGGGAAAUCAAAAUGUGACUAUUUUACAAGCAAGCAAACUCAUUUAUUAGAAUACACAGUGACAGCAAAUGCAAAAAUCUAUUUGCUGUAGUCAGAUACUUUAAAACCUAGAAGAGAACUACAUAUUAUUUUGUGGAUUUAUCUCCAAACACUGCAGUUUACCUCAAUCAGAUAAAUCAGAUAAUUACUUUAUUUUUUUUUCUUUCUUUCUGUGAAGAGUGUAGCACAGACAGUAUGAUUGGGUCUGAGGUUUUGAAAGCUGGUCUGUAAUUAGAAAAAGUUAGGAGGUGGCACUUUUUGUAUCUUUGCAAUAUAUAUGAAGAAAACAGAGAAGACAGUGUUUUCCAAAAGAAGCAUUUUACAGAAGUGCCAUGCAGGAGAAAAACUACACAGGAAGAUUGAUUUAUGAUAAUGAAAGAUAUUUUGAGAAUUCAUCUGGAUAUGAAGGGAAAAGGUCGUUUUGGCAAACUUCUGAAGAACCAUUUUGAGUUGGUUUAACCUGGCUGACACAAAAUAUGUUCUUGAAGAUCCAGUUCCUCCAUGCCACUGAGUGAUCUCUAAGACAGAUAAAAAUACCUUUAAGUGUCUUAAACUGCUCCAGAAAAGCAGGGCUGGUCUUAACAUUACAGGUGUAUCUAAGUCAAAGAAGGAGGCACUUUUAUACCUUUCCUCCUGUGCCUAUGAACACAGCAAGCAAGUCAAUAAACAUAAAAAAUCAAUCUCUCAGACAGUCUUUACAAAUAAGGGGGAAAAAAGAAAAUAAAAGAAUGGAAAAAGGGAAAAAAAUCAAGGCUCCAGCCCAAGCUUUUGAAUCCCUGUUUCAGGUUGUUUUUCAUGGCCUCUAGGCAGAAAUGUUUUCUCCCAGAGAGGAUUGGUAAUGCUGAACUCUGAUCCUCCCUGCUUAAGAUUGUAUUUUCAUCACCAUAAAUACAGAGCAGCCUUGCAGAAUUUCAUUCCUCCUUUUGCUCUGGAUGAGUAAUUUUUUUAAUAGGAGAACAAACUCUCCUCUGUGAGGUUUUUUUCCCCUCCCAUCGUUGUUAUCCUAACAAAAUUCUGUGGCCUAGAUAAUUUUCAACGUGAUUCUGCAAGGCUGAUAUAGAAACAGACAUAUGUGUGUAUAUAUAUGUAAGGAGAUUGAAAAACUAUUUUAUGUAUACAUUUAUCUUAAUAUAAAUUAUAUCAACAGUGGCCUUUGUGGCCUAGAGAAUACUUUUUGUAAUGUGGUACUGUAACAGUUAAUUAAAUAUUCUUUGCACUUUUUUGCACCUAAUAUCCAAAAAGCAAACAAAUUCACGAUCAAAUGUAGCAUAAGUGUUCAGCAAUGAGCAACAUCUUUUUACCUAUUUUACUGUUCUCUGAGUAUCUUGUGUGUUUCAUCAUAGGUAGUAAGGUAUUUCAAGAUUCAUUUUCUUAAAUUUUAAUUGUUGUCAAAUACCAAAGGCUCUGCUUGUGGCCCCUUGUUUUGUUAUUUUUAGUAUUGUUAAUAACAACAGUGAAUGACUUCUGUGUCUAAACCUGAUUGAUGGGUGCUCUGCAUCUAGGAGAAAUCAGGCUGCAAAAUCAUCUGGACAUCUAGCUUCAAAAAUGAUCCCUUAAGUAUUCAUCUUUAUUCUCUUAGCAUGAUUAAUAGAACUAGUGAAAAAGAUAUUUUUUCUCCAUUGUUUCCUUAGCCAUCUCAAAAGACAGGAUGUGUACUUAGCAUAACCCAUCUAUUGGAUUUAGAGCCUGGUUCACAAGUUACUCCCAGUGACAUCACAAAAGCACCAAGGAAGAGCUUAGCACAGUUUAAGUCAAGGAAUGUGUUGCUUGAUGCAUAUCUUUAUUAAAGAAUUCUAAAUAUUUUAAUUUGGAAAAUUGGAGAGGUUGGAAGUUCUCUCUCCCAUCCUGAUUUUUUUUCCCUGCUUAUCCGCAUUAUCCGCAUCUCCCAUAUCUUAUCCAUUACCCUGAUUUGGGAAAAAACAAAUGUGGCAAAAGGCUGGCGUAAAAUAUAUUGCAGUACUUUUACAACAGUUAGAAAUCUUCCUUUCCUAAAGACCUACGUUAUUUUGCUUGGAGCACUUUA